This is a messenger RNA of Bradysia coprophila, 3470 nucleotides long. RefSeq lists its product as uncharacterized. Gene Ontology annotation, cellular component: nucleus. Lineage: Eukaryota; Metazoa; Arthropoda; Insecta; Diptera; Sciaridae. Gene Ontology annotation, molecular function: nucleic acid binding; exonuclease activity. The record is from RefSeq and is a predicted model, not a curated record.
AUACCAGAGGGGCUCGCUUGUCUCAGUAUAAUCAAAAAAAUAUAUAAUUUCAAUUCUCACAAUACCAAUUUGGACGAAAAUUGACAAUAAAUCAUCGAAUUGCACUCUUUUGAUUAACCUUUUUAUUGUGUAAGUUAGUUGUAAUUUGGUAGGAUUUCUAUUGGUUUUACAUUACUGGUAUUAUUGGUGCCAUUACAAACAGAAAGUGAGACAAAUUGUUGAUAUUUUUAAAAUGCCGAAAUGUUACCAUCAACUGGGCUAUUUAAAGCAAUUAAUUGCCCAUUCUAUGAUGCUGAUACUUGUCUAAGACCGUUUUGUCACUUCCGCCACAACAAAAAAGACAAUGAUACGAAGAAAGUCACAACAAAUCCAGCAAUUGUAUACAAUGCGACACCGUUGAACCAAUGUGGACAGCCAAAAAUUCAAAUACUCGAACCGCCUGCGGUAUACAAGCCUACACCAAAAAGCUUAUUAGCUUCAUCUUCGACAUACAGUCCGCCGGUGAAGAAACCCAAAUUGGAAUAUGUGCCCAAAUCAAAGUCCAAAUGCACCAGCAUUGCAACUUAUGUCCCGUCGACCUCUAUCAAAUCGAACAGCGAUAAUGAGUGUGAGGCGCCGAAGACUGGUUGGGACUACCUAUCCGAAAUCAUAGAUACGGACUCAUCGCCAAAUGUCACUGUAGCUCCAACUUAUGUACCAACAAAGAUUCGUCGUUCAACUAGCGACGACAGCACCAAAACCACUGAUAAAGUUUUGAGAUUAACGGAUGGGGAAGAUGAUCUAAAGUCAUCGGAAGACGGGAGUGUUGUUAAGCCAACGGAAGCUGAGUAUGUUGCUGAACCAACGGAAGGAGAGAGUUGGUCAACGGAAGACAAAAACGUUGUAAAGGCAACCGACAGUGAGAACGUUGUAAAAGCAGCCGAAGAUGAAAAUGAGAACAAACCCUUGCCCAAGGAUGACGCUGAACGAAAACGAAGUAGAAGUAAGUCAGAAAAGAACAAAUCUCGGCACGAUCGUCAUAAAACCAGUUCCAAGUCCUCCGCGCAUUCCCAUUCGCAUUCGAGCAGUUCCAAACACGGGACCUCGUCGAAAAUGUCAUUGGAACGAAGCAAGUCAUCCAAAUCAUCCACGCACCGUAGUUUGCCCGACAAAAGUAAAUCACAUUCGUCCAGAUCUGAUUCCAAAUCGUCUCUCACUAAAAGUGGCAGAGAGUCGAAACAGUCGUCCACAACCACAAAAUCAACGAAAUCGUCGUCGAAAACAGCAGCCAAUCAGCAUGAUAACAAUGGAUCGAAGAAAAAAUCCAAAUCGAGCGGUAGUUCAAGUGCAUCGGUGCUGGUAGACACAACUUCCAUCAAUUCGGACUGCAAUGUGUCACCUUCGUCGGUCUUCGAUACAGACAGCGAAGAAGACGAUGUUAUGGCCCAGUGCCGAAUGAUAUUUGAAGAGUUCAAGGAAGUCUCUAAAAAUGGGAAAUCAGAUGAGUUGAUGAAUGGCAGUGGUAAACGCAAAAGCAUCGAAGAGCCAAUGGAUGUGGUUGCGUCCGUUGAUGAAUCGACUCGCAAAAAACGUGUUGCAUAUGACAAGGCUGAAAAACUGCGUUCCGAUUCUAAGAAACCAGUUGUUGGCAUCGAUCAUAAACGUAAUGCAAUGCAUCAAACUUACAAACGUUAUGAGGAUCAACGGGAGUUGGACCGAAAGCGAGAAAAGGAAAGGGCCGAAAUGGAUGCUAAAAAGCAGUUAAUCGAAGCCACGAAGGUAGCUGCUUUAAAAGUUGCAACAGCAACGUCGCUCCGUUUACCAGUAUCCGUUACGAAGCCAUCCUAUCAGACUACCACAUCAACCAGUACAGCAACAUCGUCGCCAUCGACUAGCUCCGUUCUGACGCCACUCAUUCCGCAUGCAAUGCGUCCGCCAGCAUUUCGGUCCGGCCAGCGCACUAUCAUACCCGUUAACAAUUUUGCAGCCAUGCAACGUGCGAAAGAGAAAAUCGAUCAAAUGAAAGCGGCUAAAGGAAUCACUGUCGCACAGUCGGCUUCGAAAAUGACCGGACGGAUUGCUCAUGCCAACAAAGCGAUUCAGAAUACUGAUCGACCUGCACCGCCAGUCUUGGAGGCAAGUGCAACCAAAAUUUCAUACAAUAUUCGAAUGCAGUACUACAAUAUGAUGGUGAAGCAUUGCCAAACAAUCUACGACAAUUGCGAUGAUGCAUGGGAAAGAGCUCAGACCGAGGAAUUAAGUGUUUUCCGGAAAUGCAGUACACCGGUUAUUUACAAAAGUAGCGCAUUGCUAGCAAUAAACAAAUUACGAAAGGAGUCAUUAGAUGCCGGAAAUAUUAAUACGGAAAAAAACAAUGUUGUAUCGCAUGACGUUAUUUUAGCCGGAAAACUGGGACAAAAUACGACGUGGAGCGUUAAUAAGAAAUUAAGAGCCGAUGCAUCUGGUUCGAAAAAUAUUAUCGAUGCGGUUUCGGGUGAGAAAGCUUUCGAAAUGAUUUAUGAUGUACGUAUAACGGAAGAGCAAAUGCGAGAGAAUGGCUAUCCCCGGCCGGGCCAUCGAAAUGGCAUGGCGAAAAUUUAUAAGGCACCGCCAGCUGCACCGAAUUCUUUAACGGAUCGAUAUUGUCGACGAUGCGGAAAGAUGUUCAGUCUGGAGCACUAUGAUGAGAUAGCUGUUGACGAAUGCAAUUAUCAUCCGAAAAGUCCGGGCUUUCGUAGAGGCUUUGCCGAUAAUGCCCAUCGUUGCUGUCAACAACCGGCCGGCUCUCCAGGAUGUAUGUAUGCCAACUACCAUGUCAGUGAAUACAUGGACUACAACAACUUAACGGGUUUUAUUAAAACAAUACCAAGAAGCGAAGACUAUAUACCUACACGUAAGGACAUUUAUGCACUUGAUUGCGAAAUGUGUUACACAACUAAUGGACUUGAGUUGACACGUGUCACUGUUGUUGAUAUAAAUCAGAAAACUGUAUACGAUGCUCUUGUGAAACCGGAUAACAAAAUCAUUGAUUACAACACAACAUAUUCUGGUAUUACGGAAAAGUUGUUGGAAAAUGAAACGAGAACGUUACGUGAUAUACAAGCGGUGCUGCUAUCAAUGUUUCAUUCGAAAACCAUUUUGAUUGGCCACAGUUUGGACAGUGACAUGAAAGCCUUAAAGUUAAUUCAUGAUGUUUACGUUGACACAUCUAUAUUGUAUCCGCAUAAAAUGGGACCGCCGAAGAAACGUGCACUGAAAACGUUGUGCAUUGAAAAUCUGAAAAGAAUUAUUCAAGAGGAUGAUUCUGGUCACGAUAGUGCCGAAGAUGCUGAAGUUUGCAUUCAAUUAGUAAAACAUUAUUUUCGCAACCGAAUCACAUAGUCGAAUGAUCUUGGAGACUUUUGUUUUUAUUUAUUUUUUUUUGGUCACAAGAAGCAUUUUGUAAGUAGCUAAAAUUGAAAUAAAUUGAAUUUUUUUUGUAUUCGGAAACC